Drosophila novamexicana is the source of this 1958-nucleotide messenger RNA. RefSeq names its product probable serine/threonine-protein kinase tsuA. The record is from RefSeq and is a predicted model, not a curated record. Bases 153 to 1823 code for a protein of 556 amino acids. The transcript is spliced from 2 exons. NCBI's taxonomy places the organism in Eukaryota, Metazoa, Arthropoda, Insecta, Diptera, Drosophilidae.
ACAUUUCGUAUUAUCGAUAGCAUUACUGGACUUACAAUGAGCAAAAUUACGUAAAUAUUUCAUAGUAGCUGUCAAUCCUUGCUGCCUCGCAGGCCAGGUCGAGCAACCAAAGUGGGGCAAAGUUUGCGCAUUUGUGUUGAAACAUUUGCAAAAUGUUUUGCACGGAGAGCUGCGACCACUGCAUCCAUGCGACUUCGUCUGGCCGCGUUUUGAGCCCAAGGAAGUCGCAAGCUGUGCAGCACAAGCUAUCGCAAGUCAGGCAGCAGCAACCUAUGCAAAUGAGGCAGCAGCAACAACAGCCACAGAUACAGCAACAACAACAGCAGCAAGAACAACAGCAACAACAAAUCAACUACAACUUGCGCUAUGCUCCGAUGCCAACGACAGAGUUCGACAACGGUUGCGAGGCCGAUUCACAACAGCUGGGAGUUUGCAUUGUGACCGAGGGUCCCGAGGGCUUUAGCUUCGACUGCAGUGUGCCGAUUCCCAAUAGUUUUAAUUAUAAUGCCUAUCAGAAUUUGGUACAAUUUUUCACGUCGCACGACAACAACAACAACAGUCACAUGUCCCAGCAGCAGUCGCCACAGCAGUACUCAGUGGCUAGGCCAGCGCCAAGGCAAAAUUGUCAAAAUGAGUUUAUGCCACAGCAGUAUCCGGCGCUUAGGCCAGCGCUUAAGCCAGCGUCCAAACAAACUUGCAUAUGUCCGGAUGCCGCCUAUAAUUCAGCGCCACCCACCGCGUCAAAACCGGCCAAAUGUCCCAAAGAGGAUCGAGCACAGAAGCGGGCAUCGCAGCAGCAAUAUGCGGUGCUGCCGCCUCACAGCUACCCAACAACAGCCCCGUCAGGUUCGGCCAAGGCCCCGCAAAUAAAUGCUGGCUAUGGCUCGGUAACACCAAUGGCUCCACCAUAUCAAAAUCAGCAGCCGUGCGAACCCUACUGUCAGUUCCAGAGCAUGCAAUGGCAGCAGCAACAGCAGCAGCAGCAACAGCAGCAGCAGCAACAGCCAAAUAUAUGUACCGCGACUCCAGAUAUGCAAGUCCAGCCCUUGAUGCGCUUUGAUUUGCCAUGCCGGCUGGUCGAACUGCAGCGUGAUAAUGCAUGUCCAGAUCCAACGCAGCCUACGUUUGUGCUUCAGCUCUUGGCGCCUAUACAAGCAUCAGGCUAUGCCGAAGACUUGCCAAUGGGACCAAUGCCCGACACGCAAGGUAGAACUGCACCAAGAAAUUCAUUAAAUUCUUCAGAAUUUUCGUCACCAAGAGCCUCACAAAGUCCGCCAUAUCCACCAUGUCCACCAUAUCCUCCAUAUCCAAUGACAGCAGCUCUGCCCAAAUACCAACCAUAUAAGAAAGGGCCCCCAAAAAGCAAUGAUGCUGGCCGGACGGAAAACUCUUGUUCGCAUAGGCUAUCGGACUAUGAAAACGGAUUGGGAAACGUGAAUGGAAAUAGAACUAGAAAUGGGAGUGCGAAUAGAACUGGGAAUGGGAGUGCGAAUGGAAGUGGGAAUCGAAAUGGUAUUGGAAAUGGUAUUGGAAAUCGUAUUGGAAAUGGUAUUGGAAAUGGUAUUGGAAAUGGUAUUGGAAAUGGAUAUAGUAAUGGAAAUGGUAAUGGAAAUGGUAAUGAAAAUGGUAUUGGAAAUGGAUAUAGUAAUGGAAAUGGUAAUGGUAAUGGAAAUGGUAUUGGAAAUGGAAAUGAUAAUGGAAAUGGUAAUGGAAAUACGAAGCAUGGCUACAGCAAUAACAGGCUCUGUCCUCGCUGCUCGCAUUGGUGCUGCCAAUUGCAUCCAGGAGCACGACAGGGCGGCGGCUAUAGUCAGAGAUUCUAGAGAAAGUGCUUUAAAUACUGAAGCAAAGAUUGAUCUAUACAAAAAUAUUUAAUGCGAACCCAUAUUUUAAAGAAUGAUUAUCAUUAGGCUUCACUAAUCAAAGCAAAUAAUUGGGCAAUUAAAUGAGACUAAAAA